AUGGACAAGACGCAGAUGGAGGCGAAGGAGGAGGAGCAUGUCAUGAAGCCAUCGGAUCCGGGCAUGGACGCAGCUCAGCGAGCUGCCAAGGAGAAGGAGCUGGCAAGCCUACGCCGUCAGCGGGGAUUCAAGAGGGCAGCAGUCACUCGGAUAUCAAAAACAGUUGAAGAAGAGAUUGCUAGGCAAGCCAGCAGCGAUAGUAUUCAGAAGGUUAACCUCAGGCUGGAGGAAGCCUUCGCCGACUUAAGAAAAGUUCAACAAACGUAUGAGAGCCUGAUUGAUGACGAAGAGAUCGAGGAUGCUCAGGAAUACGCAGAUCGACUAGAAGAAGAAGAGUGCUCGAUUCGGGGGAAGAUUCAACAGUAUCUACAGCAAUUAGACGAAGCUCGCUCAUCGACCGCCGCUUCUCGCCGAAGUCGCAGAAGUCGAGCAAGGUCACGAACCUCUGCGAUGUCAGCCGUCUCGACGAAGUCAAAGGAAGCAGAAGUGGAGCUGGACGAUGCGGAUGGCAAACUGCGGGACAUAAAAGCGCAGGUUGAAGAGGAGCGCCAGCACAAGAUGGCCAGAAUGCAGGCGGAACAGCGCCGGCAACAGGAGGAGAAGCGCCGGCAGCAAGAGGAACGGGAGCUGGAGAAGUGCCGGCAGCAAGAGGAAUGGGAACUGGAGGAGCGUGAAAGGGCGCUGAAGAUCAAGACUGCUGAAGAGGCUCGGGAGCGGGCGGCGAGGAAAGGAGACAGGGAUGUGGUGGCGCUGUUGGAUCCGGGAGCCCAGACGUCUCUCUGCUGUGAAGAUGUGCUGAAGGAGGUCGGAGUGCACGGGAGACGAGAAGACCUGCGCCUGCAGAACAUCGAAGGAAGUGGCCCGCGACAAUCAUCAGUUCGUGUCGAGCUGACAGUCAGUCCUCUUGGGGCAGACGCCAAGAAAGAGCGCAUCAAAGUACCAGAAGUAUGGUCCGUGCCGAAGCUCAACGUGGCUGCGCCGAGCAUCGGUAGUCAUCAUGUCCGUAGCUGGAAGCACGUGCAUGACUUGGAUCUCCGGCAGUACAGUGGUGCAAGAGUUGAGCUACUUCUUGGAGCCAACAUCCUGGAAGCUGUGCUGCAACAUGAGGCACGAGUUGGACGCCCCGGACAGCCGGUGGCGGUGAGAACAGAUUUUGGAUGGACACUCUCGGGCUCCAUAGCGUCACUGAUACCCAGCACUAUGCGCCAAGUCAUGUUUGUGCGACGGCCGGCUUCCGGCGAUGAAGAUCUGAAGGAGCGUAUCGAGGAAUGGUGGACGACGGAAGCCUUCGGCACAAAAGUCAACGUUCCAGACGCCAGGUCACAAGAGGACAUUCGAGCUCUCAGCCUCCUGGAUCAGCACACGAGAAAGGUGGGAGACAGAUACGAGACCGGGCUGCUGUGGGGUGAAGAGGAACCCGUGUUUCCAAGCAACUGGAAGCAAGCGUAUGAUCGACUGGAGAGCACCGAAAGGAAGUUGAAAAGGCAACCGGAACUGGCAACAAAAUACAAAGCUAUCAUCGAAGGCUAUGUCGCUGAUGGUCAUGCAAGAAAGCUGUUGCCAGACGAGGUACGAGAGCAGAAAGAGAAGCGUUGGCUCCUUCCACACCACGCAGUCGUCAACCCGAAUAAGCCGGGUAAAGUUCGAGUCGUCUUCGACGCGGCUGCAAAGCACAGAGGCACGUCUCUCAACGACAAGCUCGUCACAGGCCCGGAUCUGCUGCAGAACCUUCCUGGCGUACUCCUGCGAUUCAGGGAGGGUCUCAUCGCGGUCACUGCUGAUAUCAAGCAGAUGUACCACCAAGUACGAAUCCGGGAAGAAGACCAACCAGCAUCCAGCUUCCUCUGGCGAGCUCUGGAAGGAUGCCGAAAACCCGACGUGUACCAGAUGCUGGUCGUAAUUUUCGGCGCCAAGUCAUCCCCUGCCAUCGCCAACUACGUGCUGAGACGGGCACUCAUCGACUACGAAGCCGAGACGAAGACUCGUGCCAUCCUGAGUGCAGAAGAGAAGGCUCGGAGCUUCUACAUGGAUGACUGUCUGCUCUCAGCUCCGACUGAGAGCACUGCCCAACAGCUGCUCACUGAGGUGUCUGAAGCUCUGUCGAAGGGAGGCUUUCAUCUCACCAAGUGGCGCAGCAAUUCACCUGUCGUACUUCGGAAGAUCCCAGAAGGAGACCAAGCCAGUGUUUCCUCGAGUUUAUGUCUGACAGGAUCACCAACAGCCGAGAAAGCUCUCGGUAUCGUCUGGGACGAGACGAAGGACACGCUGGGAUUCCGUCUCAGGAGGCAGGAAGUCAAGGCGACCAAACGUGCCGUCCUCUGCAAGGUGUCGUCUGUGUUUGACCCUCUUGGGAUCGCUGCUCCGUUCACGAUAAGGGCGAAAGUGAUGAUGCAACGCCUGUGGCUUCUUCACUUGGAGUGGGACGACGAUCUGCCAGAGCUGCAGUCUAGUGAGUGGAGCAAGUGGUUGAAGGAGGCAGAGAAGCUCGAUGCGGUAGCCGUUCAGCGCUGUGUGCUGCCGGCAGGAUUGGAGACGGUGCGAAGUGAGCUGCACAUGUUCUGCGACGCCUCAGAGGACGCGUUCGGCGCGGUGGCCUACCUAAGGACGACUUCGAGCAGCGGAUCGCACUUCUGCCAUUUCUUGAUGGGCAAGUGUCGGGUGGCACCGCUGAGACGUCUGUCGAUUGUCAGACUCGAGCUGCAGGGAGCAGUCCUCGGUGCGCGCCUGGUCGCUGCGGUCCUCGCGGAGCUGACACAUCGACCUGAUGAUGUGAUCUGCUGGACAGACAGCCGGGUCAUACAGCAGUACAUCUCAAACGAGACCCGAAGAUUCAAGACGUUCGUGUCGAACAGGCUAGCAGAAAUCCAUGAGCUCACGCGAGAUGCACGCUGGCGACAUGUGCCUGGACGGCUCAACCCAGCAGAUGACUGUACAAGAGGACUCUCGGUGCUCGCACUCACCCACGACUGCCGAUGGCUUGCGGGACCGGACUUCCUGCGAGGUGACGCUGAACAGUGGCCACCUCAGGAGGAGCCAGCACCGCUGUCGUGCGACGAGGAAGAGGAGAUGCGCAGUGUGUUCGCCAGCUCGACCACGGAGUCGCAGCCGGCGGUCAUCUUCUCGGAUCGCGGCACGAACUUCAUCGGUAGCGACCGGGAGCUUCGCCAGGAGCUCCAGGCUCUAUCAGCAGCCAUGCCAGAGAGAAUGAGCGCGUUCGAGAUCGACUGGCGGUUCAACCCGCCAGCGGCUAGCCACAUGGGCGGUGUCUGGGAGCGAAUGGUGAGAUCCGUCAAGACAUGCCUGCAGGCCGUGGUCGGUUCGCAGCUGCUGACCGAUGAGGUCCUGCUGACCGUGUUCGCCGAGCCAGUCUCAAAACACGAGUGUCGUCAGUGCAUGUAA
Messenger RNA from Amphibalanus amphitrite, 3399 nucleotides. RefSeq lists its product as uncharacterized. Gene Ontology annotation, molecular function: nucleic acid binding. The transcript has 4 exons. Lineage: Eukaryota; Metazoa; Arthropoda; Thecostraca; Balanomorpha; Balanidae. Bases 1 to 3399 code for a protein of 1132 amino acids. The record is from RefSeq and is a predicted model, not a curated record.